Acanthopagrus latus (yellowfin seabream) is the source of this 2582-nucleotide messenger RNA. RefSeq names its product glutamate-cysteine ligase, modifier subunit (gene gclm). The transcript has 7 exons. Gene Ontology annotation, molecular function: glutamate-cysteine ligase catalytic subunit binding; enzyme regulator activity. Bases 262 to 1092 code for a protein of 276 amino acids. Gene Ontology annotation, cellular component: glutamate-cysteine ligase complex. NCBI's taxonomy places the organism in Eukaryota, Metazoa, Chordata, Actinopteri, Spariformes, Sparidae. The record is from RefSeq and is a predicted model, not a curated record. Gene Ontology annotation, biological process: glutathione biosynthetic process.
ACAAUCGUCGACCAUCGGUGGGGGCGUAACCACCGGCUUUCCUCCAUAACAGUCAGGCAGGAUCACCCAGUAAAGCAGCAGGUCGGUCAACAGUGACUGCAAGUCAUCCUGACUUCUUAUUUUUUAACAGUAGUGUACUAUUGUUGAUCAGCCUUGUGUUCGCCGCCAGUUAGAGCAGCAGUAAGUAGUCGCGCGCACGCUGUCACGUUUCGUCGCAGCUCACACUGAUUAGCAACUUGUUAGCUCGCUAGCGAAAACCACAUGGAUCCCCAAAACACCAACACGAACACCGAGGCGAAGAUGAUGAUGAACCACGCGAAGACUCUCAGGCUCCACACCGGGAACUUGGUCAGCCGAAGUCGGCUGAAAAAGAAAUGUCCGGCUUCUCCCAGCGAGGAGCUUCAAGACUGCAUUCAAGCCACACUGAGCGAUUGGUUCUCCACAACAAAACCACCAUCCAAGGACUUUCCAGAUACACUGGACUGCUCAAGUUCGCAGGAAACAGAAGCUAUUACACCGGAAGAGAGGGAGGAGCUGAAGGUUUCAGUUAAGCUGUUCCUGUGUGAGUCGCUUCAGUCCUCCAUCAGAGAUGCAGUGGAGAUGGCCUGCCAGACGCUGGCAGUGUCCCAGCUUGACUCUGUUAUCAUAGCCCCACCUGGGCCCCUGGAGGGUGACAGCCAGACUUUGGCUCACCUGCAGCCAGCCUGGGAGGAACUGGAGGCUCUGGUCAGGAGCCAGAAGAUUGCUGCAAUUGGAACCUCUGACCUGGACAAAGAAUUGCUAGAACAGCUCUACACCUGGGCUCAGGUGAAGCCCAGCAGUAACCAGGUCAACCUGGCCUCCUGCUGUGUAAUGCCUCCUGACCUGACGGCCUUCGCUAAGGAGUUUGACAUCCAGCUGCUCACACAUAACGAUCCCAAAGAGCUGAUGUCAGCAGCCACAUUCCAGGAGGCGGUGCAGGUGGGAACGCAGGACCUGAACAUGGCUAACUGGAGGCUGGAGUGGGUCCUGCGCUACUCCAUUAUUGUCAAGAGCAGGGGCAUCAUCAAGGCUAAGGGCUACCUCGUCAGUGCAAGGAAGGCAAGCCCUUAGCACAGCCCACCAGAGAAGAAGACACAUGGAUGAAGCCAUUUUCCUUUUUUUUUUCUUUCACGCACUCAAACACACACAACAUGCAAAGUAUCAGUUUUAAAUAUUGGAUGCUGCCAAUCACCACAAGUCUUGAAGUUGUUGUUUUUAUCUUACAGAAAGGUUGCUUUUUAAUCAUCUAUGAUUUCUUCAGUUAAAAAGUUGCAGGUAUUCAUUACCAACGUCUCAGUGAUAUCAAAAGUGGGAGAUGAACAUGCAGGAUUAUGUUUUAAAAGAAAAUUUGAAUUUCACAAGUGUUUGCUCUUGAGCGACCUGUACACUGACCGAUCAACCACUUGUUGACACAGUAGAGGCUGCUUUAAUGAUGGAAAUGUCAGGUGAAUCUUUAACCUUGUUCUGGCUUGAAGUGCCUCUCAUCUCCUGCUCCUCCUAUCCUAAUUUUUGGCGUGUCUCUGCCGUGUCUGUGUGCAUUAAGCUUUAAAUAUGUGUGGAUGAAAAGAAAACGAGUAGGUGAAGCAAAAGAAGAAUGAAGAGAAUUAUUGUUUUUUUUUAUCACUUUCUGAAAGGGUAAAUGGGGGAAAAAUUCAAAAGAAAGUCAGUUGUUAUUCACACAUUUUGUGUGUGUGUGUGUGUGUGUGUGUGUGUGUGUGUGUGUGUGUGUGUGUGUGUGUGAGAGUGAGACACCAUUUGCAUUCCUCAGUCAAGUAAACCGAUGCACUAAUUCAAAUCCAAAUACAUACAAGAUGUUUAAUUUUAUGAUGUUGAUUGGAUUAGACUUUAACUGGUAAAGCAGACAACUACGUGAUUAUACAUAACUUUAUUUUGUCAUGCAGUUUUUCUAACAAUGCGCUGUUUUUGAAGACUCCUUUAAAUGCUCAUGAGAUUAAUUUGAGGGUUUAGAGAACAGCAGUAUUUCAAGAUAUUCCAACAUGCAUCAUAGACUCAUAUCCUCUAUAUGCAUUGUUGUAGCACUGGAAACACCAUGCCAAGGGGAUGUAAAAAUGUGUUGACUCUGAGAGAUGUGGUUUAUUUGAAGGUCCACUAUGUAGGAUUUAGUGGCAGCUAGAUUGCAACCAACUGAACACCCUUGUCUCACUCUCUCUCCAAAGCGUGUAGGAGAAACUAUGGCAGGCGGGGAAAAAGUGAAAAGCUGUCUAUAGACAUGGUGUUUGUAUUUGACUGUUUGGCGAUACUUUAGAAACAUGGUGGACUCUGUGGAAGAAGAUUCAGCCCUUCACGAGAUAUAAAAUGCUCCUUGUAAUGAAAACCCAAUGAUUUCUGUUUUCAUUUGAUUAUACACUAAUGAAAACUUUAUGUCAGCUGAUAGAGCCUCCUCAGUCCUACACACUGGACCUUUUAAGAAUCACGGCUGAUUUUCCAGGCAGGACCCAGUUAAUUACAUGAAGACAAUUUCUGUUGUACUGUAAACAUAAUUUCUAUGUUGUCAUAUAUCUGUAUAUCAUGAUUUGGCUUUAUUAAAAUUGUGAAACAGA